Lethenteron reissneri (Far Eastern brook lamprey) is the source of this 4498-nucleotide messenger RNA. RefSeq names its product integrator complex subunit 7 (gene INTS7). NCBI's taxonomy places the organism in Eukaryota, Metazoa, Chordata, Hyperoartia, Petromyzontiformes, Petromyzontidae. The record is from RefSeq and is a predicted model, not a curated record. Gene Ontology annotation, cellular component: integrator complex. Gene Ontology annotation, biological process: snRNA 3'-end processing.
GAAAGUGUAUCCGGGUGCAGAGGUCGACCGAGUGUUCGCGUUUGUGUGUGACUCAGUGUGCUGAUCCCACGGCGUGCGUGCCUGCUGCGUCUCCACAUCACCAACGAUGGCGCUGGCAGCGAACAGGGCCUUGGCCGGAGACACCGUGUUGGGCGAGCAGGAGAUGGACGCCAACUCUGCCCUAAUGGAGCUCGACAAAGGACUGCGCUCCGGGAAAAUUGGGGAGCAGUGCGAGGCGGUCGUCCGUUUCCCGGGCCUGUUUGAAAAAUAUCCCUUCCCGAUACUCAUCAACUCGGCCUUCCUCAAGCUUGCUGAUGUCUUCAGAGUGGGAAACAACUUCCUGCGGCUAUGUGUGCUGAAGGUGACACAACAGAGCGAGAAGCACCUCGAUAAAAUUCUCAACGUGGACGAGUUUGUCAAACGGAUUUUCUCCGUCAUUCAUAGCAACGACCCUGUGGCCCGUGCCAUCACUCUUCGGAUGCUGGGCAGCAUCGCGUGCAUUAUCCCUGAACGCAAGAACGCACACCACAGCAUCCGCGAGAGCCUGGAUUCCAAUGACAACGUGGAGGUGGAGUCCGCCGUGUUUGCCGCCACUCACUUCUCGGCACAGUCCCGAGACUUUGCUGCAGGGAUUUGCAACAAAAUUGGUGAAAUGAUUCAAGGACUGGCGACGCCCAUGGAGCUGAAGAUGAAACUGAUCCCCGUGUUUGAGCACAUGCACCACGAUGCGGGAAUGGCAAGCGGAGCGAGGCAGCUGCUCCAGCACCUGGCAGCCGCCUACCCGGCCACGGCAGUGCUCGCCGUGACGCUGCACACCUCCACACGCCUCUCCUCCUCCGCCCUCAUCGACAUCCCCAAACAGAUAGAGUUAUUGCUACAGUAUCUUCAGCAAGACCCACGGAAAGUGAUCAAGAGACUCGCGAUCAAGGAUCUCAAGCUUUUGGCAAAGAAGGUGCCUCACAUGUGGAGCAUGCAGGAGAUCCAGGUCAUAUGCGAAUGCGCCCUGCAGACUCCGUACGACAGCCUGAAGAUCGGCAUGCUUUCUGUGCUGUCCACACUCGCCGAUUCCAUUGCCGUUACCAACUGGUUCACUUCAAAAGCGGUUCUGUUGGCGUCCGGCCCCCUUAGCACCCUCCUUCGGCUGUGCCAGGAGUGCUGCUUCCACGACAGCCUCGCCAUGGCAGCCCUGGCGGCCACCACGCUCACCAGCUUGCUUGUCGCCGCACAGGACUCCCCAGAUGGAGAUUCUCUGCAGUUGGAAGUAUCGUCUGCGCUGGAGUCUCUUCUUGUGUCGGCCAGUGCGGAGGAGAGCCCUGACUGCCAGACUGCACUCAAGUCGGUGCUCAAGUGCAUGGUGCGCGUGUGUGGGGCGGUGCCGCGGCUGAGCUCCACGCUCGUGCAGGCGCUUCUGUGGCAGCUGCAGCCGGCGCAGGACGCGGCGCGCGCCCUCAUCUGCCAGGGCCUGGCGGCGGCCGCCAUGCAGAGCCCCGUGCUGGGGCAGGCGAUGCUGGGUGACCUCGUGGAGCUGCUCGAAGCCGUGGGCCGCACGCCCAGCCCCGCUCAGCAGCAGCUUCUGGUUUCCGUGGCCACGGUCAUAUUUGUUGCCAAUCAGAAGGUUUCAUCGAGCGAGGUGAAGGCGGCGAUCCGAGAACAGCUGGGGGCGGGCGCGAGUGGCUGGACAGUGUACCGCGUCGCCCGGCAAGCCUCCCGCAUGGGCAACCACGAUGUGGCAGCGGAGCUGUACCACGGCCUGCUGGCGGAGGUGGCCUCGGAGCACUUCUACUUCUGGCUGGGUGGCCUGGAGCAGCUGUCGCGUGGCGAGCAGUGCCUGUCCGCCGUGCGGGACGACGAUCCAGGGACGGCACUGGGCUGCCUAUCGCGGGCGCUCGUCAGCUACCAGCGCGGACUGGCGUCGCUCACCGCGGCGAGCACGCCGCAGAACCCGCUGGUGUUCCAGUGCGAGUACGCCAAGCUGCGCGCGAGCAGCAUGCAGGCCUUCUCGCAGCUCUUCUGCACGUGCAACAGCCUAAAGACGAACCCCCCGCCCGCCAUCGCCACCGCGCUGGCCCUCAGCGCCGGGCGUGACCUCGCCUCCUGUGGCCGCAUCUCGGGCCAGAUGAAGCAGUGCAUGGAGGAGUUCCGGAGCCUGGCAACGCGCUACAGCGAUCUCUACCAGUCCUCGUUCGACGCCGACCCCGUAACGCUGCGCAACAUCGAGCUACAUCAGCAGAGCUGUCUUCUAAUUGCUUACGUGAUCGAUGCAUUGAUUAUAAAUCAGGAGCUGGGAAGCUUCGGUGGCUACGGGCAGAGCGGGAUGCACAAGGCGGAGAACGAAAGCGAACGGGCACUGCACGCGGCCUUCGAUCAGGUCCUCCAGGAUGUGGAAAGCCUGCACAGGAAGCAUCCGCCAGUCUCCUACCAGCACACUGCGUGUCUGUCACGUGCAGCCACCUCCAUCCUGAAGGUGUCCCUGUCCUUCCCUCGGCUUUUCUUCCAGAGGUUGCAAUCCACCAGCAUUAAGCUGAAUCUUUCGCCGACGCCGCGCACGGCAAGCGAGCCCCUUGCGCUUCACAACACGCAGCAGCUGGCACUCAAGGUGGAGGGUGUCAUUCAGCACGGCAGCCGGCCCGGCCUUUUCCGGCACGUGCACGCCGUGCGCCUGACCGUCACGUGCACCCCGCAGGCCCCCCGACCGCAGCACGACGUCAAGCCCAUCCUGGAGUCGGACUGCACGGAGAUGGAGCAGCGCGUGGAGCCGCACAACGACUACUUCAGCACGCAGUUUCUGCUGGCGUUGGGCACGCCCGGCGUGAGCUCUGUGAGCGUGGAGGCGAGCGCGCUGGACGAGCGGGGCGUAGCGUGGCGAACGGGCCCCCGCGCCACCAUCUCCGUGCGCUCCAUGGAGGACCCCCUGACGCAGCAGCUCCGCAUGCAACAGCAGCAGCAGCAACAGCAGCAACAGCAGCAGCAGCACCAUCAGCAGCAGCAGCAACAGCAGCAGCAGCAGCAAUUGGCGCAGUCGCAGCGGGCAGCCUACGGCAGGUUCUGAGGAGGUAUAGACUGCUUACGACCUCGGCCAUGUGGGCCUGUUCAUAAACUCCGUUCGGCGUGCGCAGACGCGCUGACGAUCGUCGUUAAUUGCAUGUCUCGUCCGGUGAAAAUUCGACUCCGCAAACGGUAUAUUGGAGGAUACCUGUAAAUACCCAACCGUGCAUCGUUACCAUGGAAAGGGCUAAGUGGAGUGGAGAAGAUCCCAUAAAGUGAGGAAAAGUUUGUUUGUCCAAGUAGACAUUCUGCCGUGGAUGUUUCUGUGACAAGUGCUCUCUCAGCGAGUAGAUAAGAACUUUGGUUGCGACACCGCCAGGUGGUGCGACGGGAGAGACCGGGGAUGGGUUAAACUAUUGUCAAGGUUGCAAUGUUAAAAACGUUGCGGUCUGUGCUCUGUGCCGAGUUGUAGUUCUAUGAUCUGUACCUGCAAAAAAAUACUCACGGAUUAUUUUGGAAAAAAAAGGACUCUUCCUUGCUUGAAAAGCACCACCAAAUUAAGUGUGACAGGAGACGCUGUGGAUAGGUGUGUAAAAAUAGUGUUUUUUGAGUCUAAACCACACACGAAGUAAGUAUUGAAAUACCUUUGUCCAUCGUCAGUGUGAUCACAGACCAUUUGCAUUGUGUUGAGAUUUAUACAUAAAACUUAACGGUGUUAGGUUCGAUUAAGUUUAUUCUUCUGACGUAGAUGGAUACAUUUUUGCAUGUAAAUAAAUUGUUUUGAGAAAUGUAUAAGAUUGGUUGACCACAAACCCUUCAGAAAAUAGAUAUUAUCUUUGUACCACAUUGCUGAAAAAGAAUAAUCGAUUCUUUAAUCGAAUCAUGGCUCUUGAUUCGUAAUAAUUGAGUCGUGAAAGGGAGGGGGAAGGGAGUGAAUUGUUACACACCUCUUAUUUACAAAGAGCCUCCCGUGCGUUUAAAAAUGCAACGGUCUCGUGUUUUCCUCUAGUUAUUGUGCAUUUCGUUCAACAUUUGAGAUAGUGAUUGCUUUCAUGUGUUUGUGGGGAGGAGUAGUGUCACAAUUAAGUGGGCUGCACUACGAUCCCGGCAACCCAAGUUCGAUUCCCGCUCAUGGCCACCAACACCAGUGACGAUUAUAUAAACCAGUCCAGGGCCUCCCAUAGGUUGACUCAGCCUCAAAUGAGUACCUGGUAUGAUGUGUGAACAUCGCCACUAGGGAGACAAAGGCGGCCAGGUGUGGUGCUGACCACUUCACCACCUCGUGUACCUUACCGGCCUUCAUAGGUGCUCGCGAACAGCACUUGCCCCAACAAUCUGUUAAGGUUUAUGCAGGGCAUCUUUGUGUCAUGAAUGUGAAAGUGCCUCCAGUGGCACAACAAUUCACUCAUAAUUAUAGCCAAGAAACUUGAAACUGCAACUUUGUGUUUUGUAUACAUUGUUUGCAACGUCAACGAAAGCUCUCGUACAUAAAUAAAGUGGAGAUGUUUUUUGA